UUUUAAACCACAAGGAGUCUCUUUGUGAAUGACCCAAGUUACAAGAGGUUUGGGCACAAUUUUCUCAAUUUUUUAUUUUUAUUAAAACUAACAAGCUCAUAAAGUAUAUUAUUUAUUUAGUACUUACCUUUUUCCUUGUGCAUUUUCUUUCCUUCCUAACCUUUUUCCUUGUGCAUUUUCUUUCCUUCCUAUCCAACGAAGGGAAAUUUCAAUUUUUUUUUUUUAUUUUCUUCUAUUUUUGACUUCCUUUUAGCACAUUCUAAACACAUCCUUCCCUUUUUUGACACACCCUACUUUCCCUUUCAGAGCUCCCAAACCUGCGUAAUCAUUCAGCUGUCACACGCUUCCUGUGAAGUGAGGACAGUGCAGCACCAUCUCACUCUUUCAAUUCAAUCCUUCCAAAGAAGAAGUCCCUAACCUCUCUCAGAUUCUUCACCGUCAUUGAUCGAAGAAAUUUAUAGCAAUGUCCACUGACGACAGCAUCCAAGGUGUCCAAAACUGUUAUCUUUUCAAAAGUCGGUUGCAGGAGUAUGUUCAAAAAGUUGGACUUCCUUCACCUGUAUAUGAGACUAUUAAGGAAGGACCAUCCCAUGUGCCUUCCUUUAGGUCAACGGUGAUUGUGAAUGAUGUGAGAUAUGAUUCUCUUCCUGGAUUUUUCCAUCGUAAGGCUGCGGAACAGUCUGCUGCUGAGGUUGCUCUUAGGGAACUUGGCAAUAAUGGGAAACUGAAAGAAUGCAUUUCUCAACCAGCGCAUGAAACAGGCUUGUGCAAAAAUUUGCUGCAAGAAUAUGCGCAGAAGAUGAAUUAUGGAAUUCCAUCAUAUAAGUGCCAGAAAGAAAAGAAACCAGGCAAUGUGCAUUUUUUUUCUUGCUCAAUUGAGAUUGGAGGGAUAAAGUACAUUGGAUCUGCAGCAAGAACAAAAAAGGAAGCAGAGAUUAGUGCAGCUAGAACUGCUAUAUUGGCCUUCCAAUCAAAUGAAUGUGGACCUUUCGAGGUGCCCACAGUUGUUCCCUGUAAAAAGAAGGCAACCGAUUCAGGGAUUAGUACCCAGGAAACGAUUAUCAAACCCAAGAAACAGAAGAAAAAGAGACGACUGGGAGACCGAGGCACCGACAUCAAAGUUGGGGGGGAGGGUAAUUUUGAGGCUAAUAUUGAUCAUAAUGACAAGAAGCAAUUGAAUCAAACUGGUGCUGCUGGGAUCCAAGUAGCAGAUUCUGGGAAUCUGAGUACGGAGGCAAUACAGGAAGUCCAGGCUCACACACCGAGUUUUAAUGAGAACGAGGAUAGCAAGCAUACUAGCGAUGCUGCUUCUGUUGUCUAUGAUGACGGCGAUGCUGAAGACGGAGAAUUAACAGUGCCUAUGGACUUCCAUGAUGGCGAGUUGGGAAUUUCCGAUGUUGAAAAUCCAUCUGGUGAAGAUGUUUAAGCCGGUCAUUGGGAGGUUUUAUCUGAAUCAGGGAAAGAUAAUUGGCUACAUAUAUGCUUUUUUAAUUUGCCUUUGUCGGACCCGUUUGGUUUGGUUUGAUUUGAUUUGGUUCAGUUCGAUUUAGUUUUGGUUUUAGUUUGAAUUUGUGUGCAUGCAUGCAUAAAGCAAUCUCUCUAUCUUUAUAUGCAGAAGAUCAUCAGUAUAGACAUUUUCAGGUUUGUUAGGUUGCAAUUACUCAAAUAACAACUUACAUUGGCGCUUAAAUUCAGGGAGCUUUCUCAUU
Messenger RNA from Diospyros lotus (date-plum), 1709 nucleotides. Its product is annotated as double-stranded RNA-binding protein 1-like. The coding region runs from base 464 to 1426 and encodes 320 amino acids. Gene Ontology annotation, molecular function: ribonuclease III activity; double-stranded RNA binding. Gene Ontology annotation, cellular component: nucleus. The record is from RefSeq and is a predicted model, not a curated record. The transcript has 3 exons. Lineage: Eukaryota; Viridiplantae; Streptophyta; Magnoliopsida; Ericales; Ebenaceae. Gene Ontology annotation, biological process: rRNA processing; regulation of gene expression.